Galeopterus variegatus (Sunda flying lemur) is the source of this 1182-nucleotide messenger RNA. RefSeq names its product arginine-fifty homeobox-like. Gene Ontology annotation, molecular function: RNA polymerase II cis-regulatory region sequence-specific DNA binding; DNA-binding transcription factor activity, RNA polymerase II-specific. Gene Ontology annotation, biological process: regulation of transcription by RNA polymerase II. Gene Ontology annotation, cellular component: nucleus. NCBI's taxonomy places the organism in Eukaryota, Metazoa, Chordata, Mammalia, Dermoptera, Cynocephalidae. The record is from RefSeq and is a predicted model, not a curated record.
AUGGGCACUCUAUGGGGAUUCACAACAGGCCUUCCAUCCCAGAUUUCAGAAACCCAGAUGAACAGAAUGGCCCCAGAGAAUCACCAGCCAGAUGCUUUUACCAACACGAAUGAUUCCAGCAUGAACUUGAUACCACAGGAUCCAGCUAGUCCCGUGCCCCUGAUGAACAGAAUGCCCCUCGUGACUCCUCACAUUUUAAUCAACAUGGGUGAAUCCAGCAUGCACUUGAUGCCACAGGAUCAAGCCAAUUCCUCAAUAUGGAAGACGCAUCAAGAAUGUGCCACAUUCACCCACAAACAGUAUGAAGAGUUGGAGGCUCUGUUUAGCCAGACCAUGUUCCCAGAUAAAAAUCUCCAGAAGAAACUAGCUUUGAACAAUCUAUUGAAGUCAACAGUGAAGGUUUGGUUCAGGAACAGGCGAUUCAAAUUGAGGAAGCAGCAGCAGCAACAGCAGCAAUCACUAAAACAACAAAAACAAUUCCUUUCAGCCAGGAAGAAUAUGCCCAUCUCACUGAGCACAUCCACCAAUCCUUAUUCUCUUUUUCCUGUGGUUUUGGAUUUCUAUAGCUCCCUCCCUCCUCAGACCUUAGGCCCUUCCAGUCAGGCCCGGGACUCUAUCUUCACUGGGAGUUCCACAAGUGAUUUUCAAAUGCAAGAUCCUCAGUUGGAGAGGCUAGUGGCCUCAGUUCCUGCUUUGUACUCUGAUGCCUAUGACAUAGCCCAAAUCAUAGAACUGUACAGUUUUCCUGAUGAGGACGAGAUAUGCAGCUCUUCCUUCCACUGUCUAUAUCAGUAUCUCUCACCCACAAGGCCCCAGCUACAAGGACAGGGUUCCUCUCUCAGUGCUUCUGUUGGUCCAGCUGUAGAUCUAUCUCCUUGGCAAACUCAGUCCAGUAGGACAAGCCAAAACUGGUCCAGUAUGGCAAGCCAAAACUUUGCAGCCUAUAGUCGAAGAGACAGCCUGGAAUUCCAGAACACGUCCAGUAUGGUAGCGCCAAUUACAGAGCCCAAAACACGGCCUCCCAGUAUACUGGCCAGUAACCGCUGUCAGUCAAAUACCUCACACACUUUUCUAAAUUCUCCCCUCCCCCUUUCAUUGGCUUUUCCUUCGGCCUAUCCUCAAAUUUCAUCCGCGCCUCGAGACCACGGAACUUGGCCCUACAAGCCUAGGAUUGGUGCCUAG